AAAAAAAUGCUAAAAUGUCCAAAAAUUGAGCAAUUUUUAAUGGGAAAGAAGGUGAUAUAAAGACAGAAGUCGCUGUGAUCAAGAUCAGUCAUCUGUUGAUCCACUCAGACGAAGGAACUCUCCUCAAGGAAACCACCAUGAAUGGGAAGAUUGUGAUUGUUUUGUGCUGCAUGCUGGCUGUUGCGCACGCAGCUACGUAUAUUCUUCUGGAAGUUUCAGAACCAAAAAGGGUAGCAAGAUCACCGCAGUUUGGUGGUUUCGGUGGUGGCUUCAGUGAAAGUUCAGCCACAGCGGAAUCUGAGAGUUUCCAGGGUGGUUUUGGGGGCUUCAGUGAAUCAGAAUCUUUUGCACAAUCUGAAUCAGAGUCCUUCAAUGGUGGCUUUGGGGGCUUUGGUGGGAGUGAAAGUUUUGCCUCUGCCGGCUCUGAAACCUUCGAUGGGGGCUUUGGAUUCAAAUAAUUUGGCUGAUUUUGUGACGACACUGAAGCAAGAUGAGUGGGCCCCACCGUGCAAGUCUCAGCUUCAGCAUAAUGUACAAUAUGAAUUUUAGUUUUGACUAACUUUACGUUUCUUUUGUGAAUUUUUCUCUAACGGAUUUUUAUUCAAAUUAAACACUUGAAGUGAUUUCUUUUAACCAGCUCAAUAAAGGAAUUUUC
Molecule: messenger RNA, 655 nt
Organism: Lutzomyia longipalpis
Lineage: Eukaryota; Metazoa; Arthropoda; Insecta; Diptera; Psychodidae
Product: keratin, type I cytoskeletal 10-like
Exons: 4
Coding region: 138-458 (106 amino acids)
Source: RefSeq, a predicted model, not a curated record